AUGGCCCCAAGGCUGCUGGCUGUUGCAUACGACGCUGGUCACCACACUGUGGUCUCUCCUGCAGCGUUUCGGAUUGCAACGCCGAUCCUGGAUGGGAGUUCAGGUGGGCCGACUUCAGGACUCAUCCCUACAUUUGCUGCCCGAAGGUCACGCGCCGUUCAGAGUACCUGGGAGGGCAGAAGAUCUGCCCCGAAGGCUGGAAGGUGGAAGAGCACGGUCAUGGCCACUGCUGCCGAAAGCCCUGGACAUGGGAUUGUGGCGAACACUGUGCACACGAGCAGUGCAAAGACAACAUUGCUCUGGCCUGGCAUCCUGUUGAUGACAAGACGGAGGAGUACAAGUGUUGUCCAGAGAUGCCGACAGGGAUCAAAGUUGAUGGAAGCUUUGAGAAGGUCGAAGAGGUCGUAA
Symbiodinium necroappetens is the source of this 408-nucleotide messenger RNA. The record is from the annotation of a GenBank genome assembly. NCBI's taxonomy places the organism in Eukaryota, Dinophyceae, Suessiales, Symbiodiniaceae.